Mytilus trossulus (common blue mussel) is the source of this 573-nucleotide messenger RNA. RefSeq names its product complement C1q-like protein 3. The transcript has 3 exons. The coding region runs from base 19 to 573 and encodes 184 amino acids. Gene Ontology annotation, molecular function: protein binding. NCBI's taxonomy places the organism in Eukaryota, Metazoa, Mollusca, Bivalvia, Mytilida, Mytilidae. The record is from RefSeq and is a predicted model, not a curated record.
UUUCCCUUUGAAUACAUUAUGAAACUAACAAUAAUGUACAGCAUCUCUGUUCUUACAUUGGUUUUAUGUGGAGAGAUGAUAAAGGGAUCCUGUGAUGUUAAACUAGAGGGUUCCCUACUCAAGGAUCUAGUUGAAAUGCUGGUUAAGAAAGAUUCAGAUAAAGGCUGUGCGUUGUUCAAUAAGAAGAACAUUCCUGCCUUUUCAGCUGUCUUAACAGGGACGAAGUCACUUUCAUCAAAUGAGAUAAUAAAAUUCGACAAAGUUUUUACUAACAAACUAAAUGGAUACAACCCAAGCACUGGUAUAUUUACUGUACCUAUUGCAGGAGUUUACCAAUUUUCUUCAGUGGUGAUGAGUGAUAAUGGAAAAUACUUGAUUGCAACUCUUUGGCACAAUAAUACCAGAGUAUCCAGUGUGUAUAUAAAAGGUGGGGCUUAUCAGACUGGGGCCCUCAGUAUGAUAUUGGAUGUACAGAAAGGGGAUCAAGUAGCUGUAAAGGUUUAUAAAAACUACGUUGUUUACAGCGAUUCGCUGAAUUACAGCACAUUUUCGGGUAGUCUUAUUUCUCAAUAA